CCUUUCCGAGGUUCAAAGUCAAAAGCUGGACGACGCUUAUCCUGGUGGGUGGCUGGCUAUAAAUAAGUGUGCUCUCCAUACAGUAUAUAUAUAUUAUAUCUAUGGGUGGCGAGUCCCCCGGCGCAGUGCCGACCAACGUCGUGGUGCCCGUGCAAUUGGCGCAGUUGGCGCUGCAGCGUCGCAACAGCGACGCCCUCGCCAAGAUCGACUCGUUCUUGGACUCACUCCUCGCUGCAUCAUCGUCAAAGGCCGCGUUGCUGUUGGACUCCGCCAUCAACCACAGCGCGUCCUCCUCUAGUAGUACCAUCGACGCCACCAGUCUCAAGAAGAAACACCCGGCGACGACGACCCUGGACGGUGGUGCCACGCACGUGGACUUACACCACGACCUAGGGAUCGAUAUCCUCGUCAACGUGUUUUCCGAGUUUGAAGCGUCCGGCGUGACGGCGUACUCGUCGGCCACGCUGCGGGACGAGGAAAAGAAGCAGAUGUGGCUACUCAGGCAGUCGUUGGCCCAACAGUUGACAACGACAAAAAUCCCCCAAGCGUCGCCGUCCAAACGGGAUCUACUCAAGGAUCGAUAUGGAAUAUCUCACGCCACGGCGGUAAAUGGUGCGAUGCCGACCGGGCAGACCCGCCGCACUGUGUUCGCCAAGCAGUCGAGCUCGAACUUUAACCUGGGCAUGCUCAUGGAAGUGGAGAUGGAGCAUCGCUUGAAGGAGCUGUUCUCGGUCGCGUCCGAGUUCCACACCAUCAUGAACAAGACCCAGGUGCACGUCUUGAGUGCGUGCGUGGUGGACGUGAACCAGGACAUGACAACGCCUCUGGUCGUGGAGGACAAACCCCAACGAGUGCUCAAUACGGAACUAUCCUUGCUUCAAAAAGACGAAGUAUUGACCUUUGGCAGCUUUAAGAACAGGUUCCUCAAGCUGAAUCCGAGGCGGAGCGUAACUCAUACGCAACAAGUAGCGUGGCUGGAUAGCGUCUACCAAGCCAUGUUGAAUAUAUCGGCGUUGCAUACCGUUCCUGGCAAAGACAUAAGCGCAAAGAGCCCGCGGCGACCCCAAGUGGUGCCGCCGAAACCCACUGCCGUCGCAUCGCUUUCGAGUUCCACUAAGGUCGUACCUAUGAAAACGACGACCCAAAAGACAACUUCCCCACAAGGGAAGAUAGAGCCCACCGCAUUCCCCACAAAGCAUCGACUGACGAAACUCCAAUAUCACGACAUCCUGGACGAGGAGAAGCCAUGGAUGGCGCAGGCGGCGCGCGCGAUCGUGACGCCGUCGCAACAAGUGCUCGACAUCACGAGCCACCCCUCGUCUUCCUCACUGCGACUCGUUCACAAAACACACGGAGACGACGUGUAUGACCAUGACUCGUCUGACGCGCUCGACGAAUUGGACCAGUCCAUGCAGUCGCCGGUAAGACGGGAGAAGCGAGACAGCGUCGACCUCACCAAACACAUGGGCGUGAUGCCGCGAUGGAAGAAGAGGGAUAGCGUCGAUCUCAUGCAUGCGAAGCGGGCCAAGGAGAAGCUGCGACCUGCCGCCAUCGUCUACGACAACACCAAGGGCCAGGCACCCAACAUCCGGCAAAAGCUCCAAGAGUGCAAGGUCAUGAUGCUGUCGCUGACAAAUUUGAAUUUUGGCAAAAAAUAGCAAACAUGUCAAUAUUGACCUAUUUUCAGAUGCUAUACGUG
Aphanomyces astaci is the source of this 1699-nucleotide messenger RNA. RefSeq lists its product as hypothetical. NCBI's taxonomy places the organism in Eukaryota, Oomycota, Saprolegniomycetes, Saprolegniales, Verrucalvaceae. The transcript has 3 exons. The record is from RefSeq and is a predicted model, not a curated record. The coding region runs from base 102 to 1658 and encodes 518 amino acids.